Molecule: messenger RNA, 1541 nt
Organism: Amblyraja radiata (thorny skate)
Lineage: Eukaryota; Metazoa; Chordata; Chondrichthyes; Rajiformes; Rajidae
Product: butyrophilin-like protein 1
Exons: 7
Coding region: 478-1428 (316 amino acids)
Biological process (GO): regulation of cytokine production; T cell receptor signaling pathway
Cellular component (GO): external side of plasma membrane
Molecular function (GO): signaling receptor binding
Source: RefSeq, a predicted model, not a curated record
GAUGAGGUGUUUGCGCAGCCAGUGAUCAACAAGAACCAGUUUAGCAAGAUUCCGGCCCGCAUUGAGGAAGCCUCACCCUGUUUCACAUUCUCCAUUUCUGGCUUCCAUUAGAUGAAAACUUGCGAGGAUUUCAACCUCUCUCUGUCUCUGUCUCUGUCUCCCCCGGCGGCCGCUGUUCCCCUGCGGGAGUCCCGGACUCCAGGCUGAAGAAAGCGCUCUGUCUGACGCCGGUUCCUUUACUCCGCGCUGUUGCUGGGCGCCGGUGACAGACUCGGCCCCCGGGGGUAAGGAGGGUCCCGGCCGGAGGGAGGGAGGGAGGGGAAGCGGCCGCGCCGGCCGGGGAUUGAUCAGAUGCUGCCUCAUCCGCUGAGUUUCUCCAGCAUGUUGUGUCUACCUCAUUGACCAUUGCGUUGCCCACAGUGGAAUGGACAUCCACAUUCUAAUAUCAGACAAACUGUGCCGUGAUUUCAUCCCAAGAUGAAGGGAAGACACAGGAUUGUACUGAUCCUACUUCUCCAGACAGCAAUGAUGGAGGAGUUCUAUGUGAUUGUGCCGGACUAUCCGGUGGUGGCCAUGGUGGGUGAAGAUGCCCUAUUGGAAUGUCAGAAGGUACCGGAUACAUCACUGGACGCUCUGGAGGUCCGAUGGUUUACAACGAGCCCGGGGUCACCGGUACAUUUAUACACCAGCGGCCAGGACAGAGCUGAGGUGCAGGACGAGGCUUAUCGAGGGAGGACGGAACUCUUUCGGGAAGAGUUUCCUCAUGGAAACGCCUCGCUUAAACUGAAGAGGGUGAAAGUAUCAGAUGCUGGAAUGUACACGUGUUCCAUCAGCACCCCCACGUCCCGUCAGCAGGAGGCGCUGCGGCUGCAGGUUGAAGGAUUUGGACUCCGGCCCUGGAUCCGCUUGGAGGAAAGCACCACACAAGGAGUACGUGUGGUGUGUAAGUCGGAUGGAUGGUUUCCCAAGCCGGAGAUACGGUGGCUGGAUGGGAGUGGACAAGAUGUAACAGAACGGUCUGACACAUUGUUUACUGAGAAUCCCAGCGGGAUGUUCAUUGUCCACAGUCACAUCGAUGUCACAAGUGAUUCUGUGAACAGGUAUUCCUGUUACAUACGGAGUAAAAUACUGGGGAAAACACGAGAGGCCCAUCUCCAGAUAUCAGAUGAGUUCUUUCCUAAAACCAACCCUUGGCUGCUGGUUUUCUGGUUGUUUGUGGCCCUCGUGGUUACGGCUGCUGCUUUCAAUAUAAUGUUGCACAGAAAAGAAGAUAAAAUGAUUAAAGAACUGCAGCUGUUUCUCUCUAUGGAAGGUAAGAUAUUUCGGAGACAGCAGAGGAACGGGCCAUUCGGCCCAAACUGUCUGAUUAUGAGAAGCAAUGAUAGGAUAGGUCAACACCUUAUUUCCUGCGUUAGGUAUCAAAAGUAAGAGGUGAUGAGGUGAGAGGGCGAUGUUUGCAGAGAUCUGAGCAGUGAUGUUUUAACACAGAGAAUGGUUUUGUUAUCUGAAUCAUGUUAUCAGAGAACGUGGUGAAUCCAGGC